Acanthochromis polyacanthus (spiny chromis) is the source of this 5220-nucleotide messenger RNA. RefSeq names its product collagen alpha-5(IV) chain-like. The annotation marks the transcript as partial. The transcript is spliced from 38 exons. The record is from RefSeq and is a predicted model, not a curated record. Lineage: Eukaryota; Metazoa; Chordata; Actinopteri; Pomacentridae. Gene Ontology annotation, cellular component: collagen trimer. Gene Ontology annotation, molecular function: extracellular matrix structural constituent.
AGGACUACAAGGGGUGAAGGGCGACACGUUCAGUUUCCCCAUCGCUCUGGAGGUCAAAGGAGCAGCAGGACCCCCGGGACUGUACGGAGAAAAGGGCCUGAGUGGAGAUCCAGGAGAACCGGGCCUCCAAGGAUCACCAGGACCAGCCGGACUUCCUGGAAGCCCAGGGUUGCCGGGGUUACCAGGAGAGAAGGGUCAGGAAGGUCCCAGUCCGGUGAUUCCAGGUCCACAAGGACAAAAGCUGUGUUUGGUUUUCAGGGCGUUCAAGGACCUCCUGGGAUUCCAGGUCAGAAAGGAAUCAAACUUUACGCCGAAGGAUCCAAAGAACUGAAGGGAGAACCAGGAGAAAUCGGAGAGAAAGGCUGUCCAGGACUUCCUGGUUUGCCGGGUAAACUGGGGAUUAAAGGGGAGAAGGGGGACAGAGGAGAUCCUGGUUCACUGGGUAAACCUGGGAAAGGGGGAUUCCCUGGAGAGCUCGGAGAACAGGGAGACCCCGGAGAUGGUGGGUUCCUCGGUCCUCCAGGUAUCGAUGGAUCCCCGGGAGAAAAAGGUGAUCAAGGUCCUCCAGGUCCUCCAGGAGAGAUGGUUUGGAAACACAGAUUCCUAAAGGGCCAGCUUGGUGUCCCCGGACCCCAAGGACCCCGGGAGUCUCUGGAGAGCAAGGACUCAUCGGGUUUCCUGGACUGCAGGGUGAACCAGGAUCAGAUGGUUAUCCAGGAUUUAAAGGCCAGAAAGGAGUCAAAGGUAUCGGAGGUCCAACUGGAUCCCCAGGACCAGCUGGUGAGCCAGGUAUCAUGCAGCGGGUCGGGCAGAAGGGUGAGGAUGGAGCCUUGGGGGAACCAGGACCACAAGGACUGGACGGGACAGAUGGACGUCCAGGAGUACCGGACCAAAAGGUGUUUUGGGACCGAAAGGAGACCCGGGGCCUCUGGGGCUCAAAGGGGACAGGGUCCACUUGGAGACUCCGGCCCCCAAGGACUGAUGGGACAGAUGGGACCAUCAGGACCUCCUGGUAUCGGCGCUCCAGGACCACCUGGACCUAAAGGCAACGUGGGAAUCCUGGGAGAACCAGGAGAACCUGGAGCCCCAGAUCCUGGUCCUGAAGGAGAACCAGGUGUGAGGGGUGUCAUCGGAUUCACAGGGAUCCGAGGCCUAAAGGGUGAAACGGGGGAUCCUGGGCUGCCGGGCGUUGGGGCUCUGGGCCCUCAGGGUCCUUAUGGGAACCCAGGGUUUGAUGGAACUCCAGGGCCAGUAGGAAGUGUGGGACCAAAGGGUCUGAGAGGGACCGAUGGGAGCCAGGGAGUCCAGGAGUCAGAGGGGACCAGGGACCCCCAGGUCCAUUUGGGAGUCCAGGGGCCGAUGGGAACCCAGGGGAGUCCGGACAACCAGGACCAAAAGGGGGCCGACCGGCCUGCAGGGGACCGAGGAGUACCUGGACCGAGAGGAACCCAGACAAAUGUCAUGAUGCCCGGAGAUCCUGGAGACCCAGGAUACCCCGGUGCGAAAGGUCUCACCGGUCCUAAAGGAGAGAGGGGCCUCCUGGGGCUCCGGGGUCGCGAUGGCAGCAACGGUAAACCUGGAAACGCCGGACCCCGAGGACUUCCUGGACACCCCGGUAGAGAUGGAGCAAGAGGUCCUCCUGGUCCCGCUGGACUCCCCGGUAACCCUGGACCAAUGGGGUUGCCAGGCUGUAAAGGUGAAAAAGGCUGCUUCGGACCCUGUGGGAUUCCUGGUUCAAAAGGUAAACCAGGACCAGAUGGGUCUAAAGGUGCUAAAGGAGAAUCGAGCCCACCUGGACCAGGAUCUAAGGGAUGUCCAGGAAUGAAGGGUAACCCAGGUUGUUCAGGAAUUCCAGGUACAAAGGGACAUCCAGGAUACCGUGGAGACCUCGGUCCUCCAGGAAUGUGUGGCCCCUGUGGCCCUAAAGGACCCUCUGGACCCCCAGGAUCUAGAGGACCUCCUGGGACUCCUGGUGAUAGAGGCUGUGACGGUCCUCCAGGUAAAAGCGGACCUCCAGGACCCACCGGUCUUACAGGCAACAAAGGCGCUCCUGGAGAUCCUGGUCCGGCUGGUCCCAGAGGAAACCAGGGACAGGAUGGGAUACCUGGACCUCCUGGAGAGAAAGGAGCUAUGGGAGCUCCUGGAACUGGACCUCGAGGACCAGAUGGGAAGAAAGGUCCACGAGGGUGUCCUGGAGAAAAGGGUCGUCCUGGUCCCUGUGGGCGUCCGGGUCCAUGUGGUCUCCCGGGGCACCCAGGAUGCUCCGGGCCUCCUGGACCUCCUGGUCCUGCCGGAUGCCCCGGCAAAGACGGGGUCUGCAUCAAAGGAACCAAAGGAGACAGAGGAGUUCCUGGAGGGAGAGGAACCAGAGGUCCUCCUGGUAGUUCCGGUCCUCCCGGUCCUCCUGGUCCAGGCUUUAAAGGAGAUAAAGGAUAUAAAGGACCCAGAGGUAACCCGGGACCACCUGGUUGCAUCGGUCACCCUGGAAACCAGGGCUGUGUGGGCAGAAAUGGACCACCGGGUCCACCUGGACAGAAAGGCCUGAGAGGACCGCUCGGUACCAAAGGACCUUCUGGUCUGAAGGGGCACCAGGGACCUCCGGGACCCUGCGGCCCUCAGGGAAGCCCAGGACCACCUGGGAGGACAGGGCCCCGAGGGAUGGACGUGACCCAGAAGGUGAAGCUGUGUCCAGGAGACAAGGGCGAUCCUGGAGAUGCUGGGCCGCCGGGACGCAGAGGACCACCAGGGGGCGCCGGGGCACCUGGACCUAAAGGUUCUCGAGGCUCUGAUGGUAAACCUGGUAGAAAAGGACAACGAGGUCGACCUGGACUGAAAGGAGAUAAAGGAGACCGAGGAUUCCCCGGACCGAUCGGUCGAGAAGGUUUUCGUGGUCCUACUGGAGCUAAAGGACGUCCUGGUCCGCCGGGCGGCCGCGAUCCAACAGCCAGAAAGAACGGCUUCCUGUUCACCAAACACAGCCAGGAACUGUACGUCCCACGCUGCCCUGACGGAUCGUCGAUCCUGUACAGCGGAUACUCGCUGCUGUUCAUCAACGGGAACAACCGAGCUCACGGCCAGGACCUGGGGUCGUUGGGCAGCUGCCUCCUUCGGUUCAGCACCAUGCCCUUCCUGUUCUGCAGCACCGACGAAACCUGCCGCUACGCCUCCCGCAACGACUACUCCUAUUGGCUGUCCACCAGCGACCAGCUGCCCGCCGACGUGCCGUUCAUCUCCGAAGAGCAGCUGAGGAACCACAUCAGCCGGUGUUCUGUUUGUGAAGCCAGAGCCAACGUGAUGGCUAUCCACAGUCAGACCAGAUUUAUCCCAGACUGUCCCUCCGGAUGGGACUCGCUCUGGUCCGGAUUCUCCUUCGUCAUGGAAACCGGAGUCGGGGCCGAAGGUUCGGGUCAACCGCUGGCAUCGCCCGGAUCCUGUCUGGAAAACUUCCGGAAGAUUCCCUUCAUCGAGUGUCACGGCAGAGGAACCUGCAACUACUACACCGACUCCUACAGCUACUGGCUGGCUGCCCUGAACCCCGCGGACAUGUUCAGCAAACCGAAGCCUCAGACCAACCGAGGAGACCUUCCAGGAGACCUGAUCAGCCGCUGUAGAGUCUGCAUGAAGCUGCUGCUGUAAAUACUGCAAACACUACUGAUGACCGCGUGCUACUGCCAGAUGCUAAGUCUGUCCCGGCCCCACUACGUUACCCAUGAGUCUCGGCUGCUGUUGCCGUGGAGAAGAAUCCGGACUGUGAACUGAUGUAAAGAGUUUCUAAUCUGGUUUCUACAACGAGCUGAAGCUAAAGAUUUCACUUUGUGGAGACGUUAAAGUGAGAAACGCUGUGAUUGGCUGUUAGUUAGUGCCACGCCCCUUUAAUGGUGGAAUUAACUUCUGUUUAAAAACUCUGUCUGGUUCUACUGUGUGUCUUUGUGCUUGUUUUGUGUGUUUUGGUCUCUGUGUUUGUUUUGUUUGAUUGUUUUUGUCUGUUGGGCCUUUUUGGAGUUUGUCUUUUUGUCUCUUUGUCACAGUUUUGUGCCUUUUUCGUUUUUUCUUUGUCUCCUUGUGGUUUUUCAGUGUUUUUGUGCUGUUUUCCUGUUGUUCUGUGCCUUUUGUUUUUUGUCUUUGUGGUUGUUUUGUUGUUGUUUUGUCUCUUUGUGGUUGUUUUUGUCUGUUGGUGGAUGUUGUCUCUUUUUAGUUGCUUUCGGUCUCUUUAUAGUUUUUGUCUUUUUGUGGUUCUUUUGCUUCUUUCUGGUUGUUUUUUGUUCAUUCUUUUGGGUUUGUUUGUGGUUGUUUUGUGGUAUUUUUUUGCUUUUUUGUUGGUGUUUUGUGUCUCAUCGUAGUUGUUUUUGUCUCUUUGUGGUUGUUUUUGUCUCUUUGUAGUUUUUUGUCUUUAUGUGGCCAUGUUGUCUCUGUGGUUGUUUUGUCUUUUCGCUGUUUUUUUUUUGCUUCUUUCUGCUUUUUUGUCUUUAGUUGUUUUGUGUCUUUUUUCAGUUGCUUUUUGUGUCUUUGCGGUUGUUUUGUGUCUCUGUCGUUUUGCGUCUUUGUGGUUGUUUUUGUCUGUUGGUAGUUGUUUUGUGUCUCUCUUUAGUUGCUUUCUGUCUUUGUGGUGAUUUUGUGUGUUUUUGUUGUCUUUUUGCGUUUCUUUGUAGUUCUUUUUUGUCUCUGUUCAUUCUGCCUCUUUGUGGUCCUUUUAAUUUUUAUCGUCUUCAUUUUGUGUGUCUCUUUGUGGUUCUUUUGUGUGUAUUUGUCAUUUCUUAAUAACACAGAGUUGCCUUUAUGAAAGAACAGAACUCGAUUCUUGGCUCUGUGACAUUGAGGCCAGAAGUUUUUGGACGGUGAUGCGGUUUUCGUAGAUUCAAACUAAUGUUAGUGCGUCCGGUUACUUUUGAUCGUGUGAAGCAAAUGGCUGUAAAUGUUUAAUGCAAUAUUUAAGUUAAACCUCUUGAAAUAAAGCUGGAAGUCAGACCCGGAUGGCUUCCCUUCACUCUCACCGUGUCGCUGUCCAGAUACUUUUGGCCGGCUGUACCUGCAGUGACUAAUGAUGUUUAGUCUGCAGCUAAUAACUUCUCUCAGGAUGUCUGCAGGAUGUUCUGCGCUGUAAUAACAGUUUCACAUGUAAACGCCCAGAUCAGAUUAUUCUCCGAUUAAUGUCCCUCAGUGGGGGGAAACUAAAUGAAAGCAGCAGGACCACAGUUUGAUUCAUUAAAUCUCAUCAUCCAA